Messenger RNA from Carassius auratus (goldfish), 2720 nucleotides. RefSeq names its product protein NLRC3-like. The transcript is spliced from 8 exons. The record is from RefSeq and is a predicted model, not a curated record. NCBI's taxonomy places the organism in Eukaryota, Metazoa, Chordata, Actinopteri, Cypriniformes, Cyprinidae. The coding region runs from base 198 to 2720 and encodes 840 amino acids. Gene Ontology annotation, molecular function: protein binding.
ACAUGUUUAUCGCUUGAGUCACAAAUAGAGAAUGAAAGCAAAGGCUCAGGUGUUGCGCCAUGUAGCCUAAUCGAUUUACAAUACGGAAUACUGAAGUGAUUUAAGCGGAGCUUUAUAGCUAAUUAAUUUACCAGUGAAUCUGUGUGUAAUUAUAUUUUGAUUAAGAGUCAGAGGUGAAAAGCAGAUUAUGUUUUAUCAUGGAGGACACACAAACAUCCAGAGAUGAAGAUCUUUCUCCUGAAUGCAGUUCAGUUCAUCAGAAGGGAUCAGAAGAACCAGAGCCCAGCUGUGUCUCUAUGAGUAGUCGCAAGUCUUUGGAUUUGCCAAUAGAGUUUCAAAGUGGAGAUACACAGUCUGAUCUCAGUUCAGUUCAUCAGAAGAGGCCAGAAUCCAGCUGUGUGUCUAUGAAGAGUGAUCAGUCUUUGGUUGUUCCAGUAAAUUUUAAGAGCAGAGAUACACAGGCUGAUUGCGGUUUAUUUCAUCAUAAGGAAUUAGAACCAAAGCCUGGCUGUGUGUCAAUGAGUGAAGAGUCUACGUGUCCUCCACUACAUCCUAAGAGUGGAGAUACACAGACUGAUCUCAGUCAUGAAGCCAUCAACACAUUUAGAUCAAAUCUGAAGAAGAAGUUUGAGUGUCUGUAUGAGGGAACAGCGAUGCAGGGAAACCCAACACUCCUGAAUGAGAUCUACACGGAGCUGUACAUCACAGAGAGUGAGAGUGGAGAGAUCAGUAAUGAACACGAGGUGAGACAGAUUGAGACACAAUCCAGGAGAACAACAGAGGACACACCGAUCAAAUGUAGAGACAUCUUUAGAGCUUUACCUGGACAAGACAAACCCAUCAGAACUGUGCUGACAAAGGGAGUCGCUGGCAUUGGAAAAACAGUCUCUGUGCAGAAGUUCAUCCUGGACUGGGCUGAAGGGAAAGAGAAUCAGGACGUCCAGCUCAUAUUUCCUCUUCCUUUCAGAGAGCUCAAUCUGAUGAAGGACAAAACACUCAGUCUUUCAGAUCUUCUUCAGGUCUUUUUCCCUGAAACAAAAGAAAUGGAAAUAUCCGGUGGCAAAUAUAAAGUGUUGUUCAUCUUUGAUGGUCUGGAUGAGUGUCGUCUGUCUCUGGAUUUUCAGAGUGAUGUGAGGUUGUGUGAUGUAAGUGAAUCAGUCUCAGUGGAUGUGCUCCUGACGAACCUCAUUGUGGGGAAUCUGCUUCCCUCUGCUCUCAUCUGGAUCACCUCCAGACCAGCAGCAGCUGAUCUCAUCCCCUCUGAGUGUGUCCAUCGAGUGACAGAGGUACGAGGCUUCAAUGACCCACAGAAGGAGGAAUACUUCAGGAAGAGAGUCAGUGAUCAGAGUCUGGCCGAGAGGAUCAUCUCACACCUGAAGUCAUCAAGGAGCCUCUUCAUCAUGUGCCACAUCCCAGUGUUCUGCUGGAUCUCAGCCGCUGUUCUGGAGAAGAUGUUGAGUCGAGCAGAGAGUGGAGAGAUUCCCAAGACUCUUACUCAGAUGUACACACACUUCCUGAUCCUUCAGACCAACAUCAAACAUGAGAAGGACUAUGAGAAGAAGGUGACAGAUGAAGAUAUGAUCCUCAAACUGGGGAAGCUGGCUUUUCAGCAGCUUGUGAAAGGCAGUGUGAUCUUCUAUGAGGAAGACCUGAGAGAGUGUGGCAUUGAUGUGACAGAAGCAUCAGUGUACUCAGGAUUGUGCACUCAGAUCUUCAGAGAGGAGUCUGGCUGGUAUCAGGGGAAAGUCUUCUGUUUCGUUCAUCUGAGCAUUCAGGAACAUCUAGCAGCUCUAUAUGUGCACCUCUCCUGUAUAAACCACAACAGAAAUGUGUUUGAGCCAAUCACCAAGCAGAGUUUUAUAUCUAUAGUACGACAAAAUUCCUCAGAUGUUUCAUUAUCUGCUGUGCAUCACAAAGCUGUGAAUGAGGCUCUACAGAGUAAAACUGGACAUCUGGAUCUUUUCCUGCGGUUUCUUUUGGGUCUGUCAGUGGAGUCUCACCAGAUUCUCCUACAAAGACUAAUGAAACAGACAAGAAGCAGAUCUGACAGCAAUGAGGAAACAGUUGAGUACAUUAAGAAGAAGAUCAGGACCAUUGACUGUCCAGAGAAAUCCAUCAAUCUGUUCCACUGUCUGAAUGAACUGGGUGAUCGUUCACUAGUUAAGGAAAUACAACAGUAUCUGAGAUCUGGAACAAUAAGUGAAGCCAAACUCUCUUCAUCUCAGUGGUCAGCUGUAGUUUUUGUGUUGUUGACAUCAGAGAAGAAGAUGGAUGAGUUUCAUCUUGAUAAGUUUGUUAAAAGAAGCAAAGCUGAAAAUAUGAAAGUUCUUCAGAUGCUUCUGCCAGUGGUUAAGGAAUCCAAAUCAGUUAAGAUCAGUGAUUGUGGUCUCACAGAUGAAGGUUGUGAUGCUCUAACUUCAGCUCUGAGAUCAAACCCUGAACACCUGAGAGUGCUGGAUCUCUCAUUAAAUAAAAUGGGAGAUUGUAAAAUGAAUCUGCUCUCUACUGUACUGAGGAAUCCUCACUUUAAACUGGAGAAACUGGGGUUGAGAAAUUGUGGCAUCACAUUUGAAGGUUGUGCUGCUCUGACUUCGGCUCUUAAAUCAAACCCUGGACACCUGAGAGUUCUGGAUCUGGCUGGGAAUAAACUAGGAGAUUGUGUGAAUCUGAUCUCUUCUGUACUGGAAGAUCCUCCCUGUAAACUACAGAUACUGUGGUAA